Molecule: messenger RNA, 7286 nt
Organism: Corythoichthys intestinalis (scribbled pipefish)
Lineage: Eukaryota; Metazoa; Chordata; Actinopteri; Syngnathiformes; Syngnathidae
Gene: ppp1caa
Product: protein phosphatase 1, catalytic subunit, alpha isozyme a
Exons: 8
Coding region: 226-1224 (332 amino acids)
Cellular component (GO): cytoplasm; nucleus
Molecular function (GO): protein serine/threonine phosphatase activity
Source: RefSeq, a predicted model, not a curated record
GAAAGAGGGGAGACACUCCGAGCCCGAGUCCGAACGAGCGGCGGCUACGACGGCCUGCAUUUCAAGUUCCCGGAGCAAGAGGGAACCGGCCUAGCCGAGCUAAGCCAGGAAAGGAGCCGCGGCGAAGCUCAGGGAAUUAAUUUUACUACUAACACGCUGCAAGGACUGUUAUCCAAAUAAGGUGCCGAACGGGAAUCGCCGAGCUCGACUGAGAAUCAACAGAAAAUGGCGGAGCCGGACAAAUUAAAUAUCGACUCGAUCAUUCAGCGUCUUUUGGAAGUCAAGGGCUCUCGUCCUGGAAAGAACGUCCAGCUGACGGAGAGCGAGAUUCGCGGCCUGUGCCUAAAAUCUCGUGAGAUUUUUCUCAGCCAACCCAUCCUGCUAGAGCUGGAGGCCCCCCUGAAAAUCUGCGGUGACGUCCACGGGCAGUACUACGACCUAUUGCGACUGUUCGAGUACGGCGGAUUCCCUCCGGAGAGCAACUACUUGUUCCUGGGCGACUACGUGGACCGUGGCAAGCAGUCCUUGGAGACCAUCUGCCUGUUGCUGGCCUACAAGAUCAAGUACCCGGAGAACUUCUUCUUGUUACGCGGCAACCACGAGUGCGCCUCUAUCAACCGAAUCUACGGCUUCUACGACGAGUGCAAGCGAAGGUAUAACAUUAAGCUGUGGAAGACCUUCACCGACUGCUUCAACUGUUUACCGGUGGCCGCCAUUGUAGACGAGAAGAUCUUCUGCUGUCACGGAGGCCUGUCGCCCGACCUACAGUCCAUGGAGCAGAUCCGCCGAGUCAUGCGACCCACCGACGUGCCCGACCAGGGCCUGUUGUGCGACCUGCUGUGGGCCGACCCGGACAAGGACGUGCUGGGCUGGGGCGAGAACGACCGCGGCGUCUCCUUUACCUUCGGCGCCGACGUAGUGGCCAAGUUCUUACAUAAGCACGACAUGGACCUCAUAUGCAGGGCGCACCAGGUGGUAGAAGACGGCUACGAGUUCUUUGCCAAGAGGCAACUGGUCACUCUCUUCUCCGCGCCCAACUACUGCGGAGAGUUCGACAACGCCGGCGCCAUGAUGAGCGUGGACGAGACGCUCAUGUGCUCCUUCCAGAUCCUGAAGCCGGCAGAUAAGAAGUUGUACCCUUACGGCGGAGGUGCCGGCAUGGGCUCCGGAAGGCCCGUCACCCCUCCGCGAAAUUCUGCCAAGGCCGCCAAGGCUAAGAAAUAACACCCGCUGCUGGCUCCGCCCCCACACUACCUGCUUUUUCCUUUCACUUUCUCCUCCCAAAUGUCUUUUCUUCCAUAUACAUUUCACUCAUAACCCCCCCCCCCCCCCCCCCCCGGGUCUGUCUUUGAAGUGCACACGUUGCAUUUUCCAAAGACUGCGUCUUGCCGGUUUGGGUGGGGCGGGGGACGCUGUAUGACGCACUUGUGCGUGGGGCGGGCAUUCAAAAAGGAGCAAUUCAAGAUGUGAAACUUUUGUCAUUUUGUAGAUAUUUUAAAGCGACAUUUUGUCCUUUUCUGGGAUAAAUCAUUCAAACGUAAGCACGGAAGAAGGAUUUGGAACGCCGCCAAUACCAAAUAGGACCUAGCGAACGCGGCGGUGGGGGGAUUGGUCUCGAACAAUCAGAACGCCUCUACGAAACGGUCGCGUGAAGUGACACGAGAAAGCGGUCGACGUGUUCACGCUUCGGUUUCUGUCGUUCCGUUGAAUAUAUGCUCGCCCAAAAGUUGAUUUUUGUUUGGAUUUGUAACGCUAAAUGUUGAAGACGCUUUUUCCUUCUCGGGAUUCCCCAGUCUUCCCUUUCCAGGACGGUUACGACACUUGACACCUAGACUUGGUCGCUACUUAACAACCCUGAGCUACCUGUAAAUGUAAAUAUUAUGAGAUGGACAGCAUAUUUAAUUGACUCUCCAUUUUUUAUAUUUAGCUAACUACUAGAAAUUACGGUAUUGCAUCUGUGUACGGAUGUUUUUUUUUUUGUGAGCGCUUGCAAGCCAGUAGCAAGUACUUUUGCAUUCGGAAAUAAAACCUCAAACAUGUUCCAAUUCGGUCAGGACCAGAAAAUCAUUCCCAUUUAUAAAAAUACUAUUUGGAAAGUGAAGCAAAAUGGACCAAUGUUAUUGGGGUAUUUGCAAUUUUGGCAAGUUUGGCUUGCACUUUUGCUUGGAAUGGUUGACACCAACUCAAAAAUGGCAAAUAUUUAGUUAGCCAUAAGUAAGUUUUGGAGACUUGCAGUCAUGAAUGAAAUUAUUAGCACCCCUGAAUUUUUCCAGAAAAUACACUGUUUCUUCAAGACAGUAACGCAAUUAUAAAUGUUUUCAGUAUGAAUGUGUUUAUUUUUUGGGAUUUGCAUUGGAAAAACAAAAAACGGAAAAGCUAAAAUGUACACCAUUUUACACAGAAUGCAAAAAACGGGCUAAAAUUGUGUCUAUUUUGACUUUGUUCCUCAGCUGUUAUUUUUUUCCAACACACAUCCUAGAAAUAAACACAAAUUCUAGAAAAAUUAUUCAACAACAGAUUAGACAAAUUCAUAAGUAAACAUAACUUACUUUUCGACAGUCAAUAUGGAUUUAGGGCAAACAGUUCAACAUCACUAGCAUUAAUAGAAUCAGUUGAGAUCAUCACUAACGCUAUUGAUAACAAAUUAUACUCAGUUGGAAUAUUCAUUGAUCUCAAGAAAGCAUUUGACACCAUUAAUCAUGACAUUUUAAUCAAUAAACUUGAAAAGUAUGGGAUCAGCAGAGUGGCACUACACUGGGUGAAGAGUUAUUUAAGUAACAGAAAACAAUUUGUGAAGUUGGGUGACUACUCAUCAUCAUGCUUGGACAUUGCUUGUGGUGUCCCCCAGGGUUCAGUGUUAGGUCCAAAACUGUUUAUUCUUUAUAUAAAUGACAAAUGCAAAGUUUCAAGAAUACUAAAAUGUGUUUUUUUUUGCAGAUGACACAAGUAUCUUUUGUUCUGGGGGGGAUUUACAUGAGCUCCUGGGUAGGGUUUCUGAUGAAAUUUGUAAAUUAAAAACAUGGUUUGACAGAAACAAAUGAUCAUUAAACUUAAGUAAAACAAAAUUCAUGUUAUUUAGCAGAUGCAAUAAAAACAGUGAAGUACAAAUACAGAUAGAUGAGGUAAAUAUUGAAAGGGUCUGAAAACAAGUUUCUUGGGGUAGUUAUUGAUGAGAAGAUUAACUGGAAAGCUCAUAUUAAACAUAUACAAAGUAAAUUAUCAAGAAGCAUUUCAGUCCUGAGUAAAGCAAAACACAGUCUUGACCAUAAAUCACUGUUCUUUAAUCCUGCCAUAUUUACACUACUGUGCAGAAGUCUGGGGUAAUACUUAUAAAUGUACAAUAAAUUCACUAUCCAUUUUACAAAAAAGCCAUAAGAAUAGUAAAUAACGCUGGUUAUAGGGAUCAUACAAAUACAUUAUUUUUAAAUUCCGGAACAUUAAAAUUGGUUCAUUUUCAAACAGCUCAGCUAAUGUAUAAGGCUUCACACAGGUCACUUCCUGGAAAUAUACAGAAAUUAUUUUUUAACAGAGAAGCACAAUACAGUUUGAGGGGGGGGAGCUUCGCUUACAGCAUCAGAGGGUACGAACUACAUUAAAAAGUUUUUGUGUUUCAGUUUGUGGAGUGAAGCUGUGGAAUAAACUAGAUGAGGGGCUCAAGCAAUGUCCAAGCAUGACCCAGUUUAGGAAGUGGUACAAGCACAUGGUUUUCACUGGGUAUAGGGAAGAAGAAGGGGUUAAAUUAUAGGGGUUUUUCACAUAUCUGUUAUUGGCUAAGUCCUGUUUAUUUUUGUUUAUCUUGCAUCUUAUGUAUAUGGUUAUUCAGUUUAUUUCAUUUUUAAUAUGAGGACUAGUUACAUAGGGCGGACAGAUAUAAUUAAGGAAUAGAAAUGGGGGGGGGGGGGUUUAAUAAGCAAAUGCUUCAUCCUACUCCUUUUUGGACACAAUGAAUAAAUUCUGAUCUUGUUUAUUAUUAUCAUUAUUAUUAUUGUCUUAACUAUUGUUUCUGUUAUCUCGAGAAUAUCAUUGGUUCUGAUUUUUUAUCUUUUUUUUUUUUUUUUCCGUUUGUUUUGUUUGUCUAUUAUUUUUAUUUUUUUCUAAUGUCCAAAUAAAGCAUUCAUUCAUUCAUUCAUACUGAAAACAACUGUAAUUUCAUUAAUUUCGGUGAGAAAUGCUGUAUUUUAUGGAAAAUGUGGUUUUCUUAGCCCAAUUAAUAUUGUAAAUGUUAAGCAAAGCACAAGUGUGCCAAACUACAAGUGCCAAGUCCACUUGAUGGCAUUUUGCUUUCUCAAACUGUGGUUGAAUCCGUUAUUUUUUUCUCUCAAGGCAGCGUUUGUUAUAAUUAAACAUGCCAAGCGUGAACUUAAACGUGACUGCAGCACCGAACCGAAGUGUGAACACGAGAUUAGUCAGCUCUGGCGGUUUAAAAACAAGUUCCAAUGGCACGAAUAAGCCAAAAUUUGAAAGUCUGCUCACAAGUGUACUUUGACGCUUUCUGUUGGCGCAAAUUGGUGUUUAAACGAGGAAUUGCAACAAUGCAUUUCAAUCAGCUUGUUUUGAAAAAAUACAAAUUUGGGGCCGGUCCAGUCCAGAAUACAGCAGGGCCUAGAACAAAAAGUGGUAUUUGUCAUGUGGCAAAUUGCCAUGUGGCUUUUUUUUGCCACGUGGCAAAAUUGAUUUUUCCAUGUGACAAAAUGUAUUUUGACAUGUGGCAUUUUUUUGGUAUGUGGCAAAAUUGAUUUUGGUUUGUGGCAUUUUUUUGCGGGGGGUAUGUUGCAUUUUUUGGGGUACAUGGCGUUUUUGCAGGCCAUGCACGUCCAAAUUUGCCAUUCAUUUUAAAUGGCAGAACGUGUGGCUGUGAUUUUUGAUCAUACACUUACCAUUACUGCGCAUUGAAAUUCAACUGGCACACAAAUAAGACUAUGCCAUUGACUAAUGGUAAGUGUAUACUCAAAAAAUCAAAGCGACACGUUUUUCUGCCAUUUAAAAUGAAAGGACAAUUUGGAUGUGGCUAGCUGUCAAUGGCAUAGCCUUACUUGUGUGCCAGUUGAAUGUCAGUGUGCUUUAAUGGUAAGUGUAUAGUCAAAAAUCACAUCCACACGUUUUUUUGCCGUUUCAAAUGAAUGGAAAAUUUGGACGUGCGUAGCCGCCAAUAGCAUGGGCGUGCAUGGCCUGCAAAAAUGCCAUACACCCUGAAAAAAAAUCCACAUACAAAAAAAUAUAGAUACAAUAUAUAUGCAACAUGGCAAAAAAUUGCCACAGUGCAAAAAAAUUACACAUGGCAAAACAAAAAAAAUGCCACAUGGCAAAAUCCAUUUUGCCACAUGGCAAAAAAAUAAAUACAUUUUGCCACAUGGCAAAAUCCAUUUUGCCAAAUGGCAAAAAAAAAAAAAAGCCAUGUGGCAAAAAUAAGGCCGCAUGGCAAAAUACAUUUUGCCACAUGGCAAAAAUAAGGCCACAUGGCAAAAUCAAUAUUGCAACACAGCAAAAAAUUGCCACAUGGCAAAAUACAUUUUGCCACGCAAAAAAUUGCUACAUGGCAAAAAAAAGGCCACAUGGCAAAAUACAUUUUGCCACGUGGCAAAAAUAAGGCCACAGGGCAAAAUCCAUUUUGCCAAAUGGCAAAAAUAAGGCCACAUGGCAAAAUCAAUAUUGCAACACGGCAAAAAAUUGCCACAUAGCCAAAAUAAGGCCACAUGGCAAAAAAAUGCCACAUAGCAAAAUCCAUUUUUCCAAAUGGCAAAAAAAAAAAAAAAAAAUGCCAUGUGGCAAAAAUAAGGCCACAUGGCAAAAUCCAUUUUGCCACAUGGCAAAAAUAAGGCCACAUGGCAAAAUCAAUAUUGCAACACGGCAAAAAAUUGCCACAUGGCAAAAAUAAGGCCACAUGGCAAAAAAAUGCCACAUAGCAAAAUCCAUUUUUCCAAAUGGCAAAAAAAAAAAAAAAAAUGCCAUGUGGCAAAAAUAAGGCCACAUGGCAAAAUACAUUUUGCCACAUGGCAAAAAUAAGGCCACAUGGCAAAAUCAAUAUUGCAACACGGCAAAAAAUUGCCACAUGGCAAAAAUAAGGCCACAUGGCAAAAAAAUGCCACAUAGCAAAAUCCAUUUUGCCAAAUGGCAAAAAUAAGGCCACAUGGUAAAAUCAAUAUUGCAACACGGCAAAAAAUUGCCACAUGGCAAAAAAAUGCCACAUAGCAAAAUACAUUUUGCCACAUGGCAAAAAUAAGGCCACAUGGCAAAAUCAAUAUUGCCACAUGGCAAAAAAAUGCCACAUAGCAAAAUCAAUAUUGCCACAUGGUAAAAUCCAUUUUGCCACAUGACAAAUACCACUUUUUGCUCUCUGCCCUUCUGUAUUCUGGACUGCCUCCCCUGCCCAAACAUUGUUGUCAAAAUCCAUUUUGCCACAUGGCAAGUACCACUUUUGGUAUUCCCAGAAUACCCAAUCACAGGUCUGAACAUGGCAUUGAACAGAUGACAAGAGGUUAAUUUACCUAAGCAAAAGAGACGUGACGAUUUGUUGGACAUGUCUUUUGCUUGUGCUUACAUUGCGUGCGUUUGUUUAGUGUGGGGGGGAGGGCAUUGGAUAACAAGAGCCAUAGACAUUAUUAACGUUCAUCGUGUGCAUGGAGUCUGUAAUACCAAUAAUAAGGCAAACAGGGUGUGGCUCCGCAUGGAAACAUAUCUUUCAGGGUUUCUCCCAUUUUUUUCGGCCAUCUUCAGGGUUGCCACGUUUCUCCGCGUCCUCCAUUUUGUCUGGUGGCGAACACGCGUCCGCGCCCAUCCUCUGAGAUGACUCAGGAAAAACCAAAUCAUGCGUACACAGAUUCAUAACACCAAAACUUUCAACGACAAGUGGGUGUUGCUAGGUAGGAUUGAGAUUGUUGUCCAACAAGUAAUUUAGUGUCAGAUUUUAAAAUGAGAAAAUGUUCCAAGGCAGCCAGCCACAUGAGGCCACUUCCAUAUUUUCAUCAUUGCUGUACAGACAUCUGCUUUUUUUUUUUUUUUACCAUGGUUAUUAAUCACUUUUUUGGUUCAUAUUGUUUUUACUGACAAUAUAUCUCUAUGGUGUAGGAUUUUUUUUGUUUGUUUUUAAAGGAACGGAUCAGGGAUGUUUUGUAUCAUGUCCUUUCAACGGAUGUGUUACCGCAGCAGAUCAGAUGAUUCCCAUGUUUCAAAAAGAGAGAAACAUGAAACCAAUAAUAAUCUUUUUGUUUGUUAAUUUCAUCAGUAGUUCUUGAACCCUUAGCAAUUUCUCUCUUAAAAGCAUAGAAAUUAAAAAAAUAGACUUUGUA